UUAAGCCAUCGAUAUUGCAUUGGUGCAAAGUUGAAUUGUAGAUUGGAACAAGACAUAGGCCUAGAUCUAUAAUUCCACAUAGAACUGUUCGUUGGACACAUUUUUAUAGGACCAAAAAUAUAAAGAAACUCAUUUUUAAACUGUUUAUAACUAGAGUUAGUGUGCUAGAAUAAUUUUCAAUAGAAACUAUAGCAAGGAUUAACAAUAAAUAUAUUCUAGAUCUAGUAGUAUAGAUUAUAGGUCUAUAUCUAGAGCUAGACUCUAAAUCUAGAGUUCUAGAUAAAGGUCUAGGAUUCUAGGCAAUAUGCAGAAUUUAAGUCAUUGGUUAACAUGCAUGACUAGAUUGACCUACGAACACGCGUAAGACUUAGAUCUAGACUGCAGUGCCAGUGCUGCAGUCCAGUCUGAGUCUGUACUGUAGAGUGAGAGUCUAAUGAAAGUCUAAUCAAUCAUUUAUGAUUUAAAUUAUCUUCUUUUUUGAAGUAACGAGUAAGAUUUAUAGGUCUAGCAGGUCUAGAUCUAUAUCUAGUCAAGUGUAUGUGUAAAAGUUCCAGACCAUCAUCUUCGUCGUGGCACUAUGACUAUGACUUGCUAUUCAUAUUCCAAAGCAGGUUUUUUCAUUAUAUUAUUUGUUCUUAAGCUCAUUGAGCUUACUUAUGCAAGUGAAUUAAACGAUUUUGAGCCUGCAUCUAAAUUUAAAAUUGUUAUUGAUCAAGCAAAAGCUCCUAGGUAUCUUUUGUAUGAUGUUAAUCCUGGCGAAGGCUUUAAUCUCCGGCGUGAUGUCUACAUGCGAAUAGCUAUUCUUGCACGCAAUUUAAAUGUGGAUUCACCUUGGAUAUUAGUGCUUCCCCCAUGGAGCAGACUUUAUCACUGGAAGUCAAGAGAUUUAGGGUCACAAGAAAGAAUUUCUUGGUCAGCAUUUUUUGAUUUGCACAGUCUUAGAAGAUUUGUGCCGGUGAUGGAGUUUGAUGAAUUUUUAAAAAUCAGCCAAGAACAGAUAAUUGAUGAAGUUUAUUAUCUUCAACAUUAUGAAGAAGGUUGGGAUAAAUGGGAGGAGAAAAUGGACAUCAGACCCUGUUUACAAAAACCUUACCAUCUGGAUGUCAAAAGUAAAUUAUGGCAUGGCUGGUUUUAUGGUUAUGGUGAUGAAGUGGCAGCUAGAAAAUUUGAAUGUAUGUCUGUGAUGGGCCAUGCUGGAGUUCUUAAACCUUUUUUAAUGACCAAUACAACUGCCAGGUCAGUGAUGUUGGAUAGGGCAGAAACUGUUUUGCAUGACCGAUUUGGAGACUCUGAGUUUUGGGAAGUGAGAAGGAGUAUGAGGUUUUCUAAGGAGUUACGAAGGAUAGCUGAUGAUUUUAGAAUGUUUCAAUUGGACUCUACUGAUGAGCAGGACAUGACCAUGCUAGAAGAUGACUGGACUCAAAUGAAAAGAAAACCCGGUGAUGCCAUUGGUGGGCCAUAUUUAGCAGUUCACUUAAGGCGAGCAGAUUUUGCCAAAGUGAGAGAAAAAGAUGUUCCAUCAAUCAAGCAUGCAGCCAAACAGCUAAAAAAAAUGUGCAAGAAGAUGGAAUUACAGAAAAUAUUUGUUGCAACUGAUGCAACUUCUGAAGAAUUUGCUGAGCUUAAGGGCAACUUAAAAGACUUCUCAGUUUACCGCUAUGAGCCAACAUUGGAAAUAAAAAAAAAGAUAAAAGAUGGUGGAGUUGCCAUUAUAGAUCAGUGGAUCUGUGCACAUGCAAGAUAUUUUAUUGGUACUAGAGAGUCAACGUUCUCUUUUCGAAUCCAGGAUGAACGUGAAAUUUUGGGCUUCAAUCCUGAUACAACCUUUAAUAGGUUGUGUCAUGAAAAGGACAAAACAUGUGAGCAGCCAACAAGAUGGACUAUAAAAUACUAAAUAAUAGGUAUUCAAAUGUACAUAUUGGAGUAAUCCUGUUUGAAGUCAAUAAGUUUUUGUAAAUAGUCAGAACACCUGUACUGAUAAUCUUGCCCUAUUUCAAUUUCAUAUAGUUUGUUACAAUGAUUAGAGAUGUAUUUUCAUUAUUGUGUGGAGAGUACUUAAUAUUUAUUUUCAAGUCACUUUUAAAAGGAAAACGUUUUUAUUGAAUUGACUGCACACCUUUUUUUUUUUUUUUGUUAAAUUCUUUUUACUCUUUGGAGUGAGAGUAUUAGCUUAUUACCUUUAUCUUUUAUUUAUUUAUUUUUUUUUAAAUUUUAUUCUUAACUAGCAGUACACACUGGCUACGACUGUUCCCAGACUUUAUAUUGUUUAUUUUUUUACUUUUAAUAAACGGGCCACAUUUUAAUGAUCAACCUAACAUACUUUUUUUAGUCUGUGAAUUAGUGUAUCUGAUACUAUGAACUUUGAGGACCCUUUUUGUCUUUUUCCCCCUCUCUGAAAUCCCCCCCUUUUUUUUUACCUACGACAGACUUUUGGCUUGAUUUGGAAAAACCUGCUUCAUAAUGUGCCCCCUGACACAUACACCAACCUCAUAUUUUGGGCCCAUUAAUUCUUGUAACACAUUCACUUAUCCGCCCCCCACCCCACCCCCCAUCCAAAAACAAAAAGUUAGUCCUUUUUCUUUUUUUUUCCAACCUUUAAUAUUAAUGCAAGCAAUGUAUGGUAUUAGACACUGAAUACAUUUCUUUAUACCAUCAGUUUCAGGCUAAGAGAAAAAAAAUGCAUUUUCCAAAGGCUCCAAAUCAAUUCCUCAUUCCUGUUCCCUUUCUACAUUUACUUUGUUAUUUUGUUUUCUAAAUAAAAAGAAAUAUCCGUUUGUUUUUAUUAAUUGUAAUCAUUUUAUCUCACCCCUUUUGAAUGUAGCAAAAUGACAAUAGAU
Messenger RNA from Biomphalaria glabrata, 2837 nucleotides. RefSeq names its product GDP-fucose protein O-fucosyltransferase 2-like. The transcript is spliced from 10 exons. Lineage: Eukaryota; Metazoa; Mollusca; Gastropoda; Planorbidae. Gene Ontology annotation, molecular function: peptide-O-fucosyltransferase activity. The record is from RefSeq and is a predicted model, not a curated record. Gene Ontology annotation, biological process: protein O-linked glycosylation via fucose. The coding region runs from base 578 to 1894 and encodes 438 amino acids.